UAUUACUUAAUUAACCAGCCUACAGCCUAUUAAGUAGCGUAGAUACUUCUGGUGUAGCCACACAGUAGAAAUUCUUCCAGUGUAGACUCAAUGUUUCCCUUGCACUCUUUGGAACAGUGAAAUGGGGCUUCUUCUGGGCCUCCUACUUGGGGUAAUUGGAGUUAUCGGAAUUCUUUUCCUGUUGCUCUUCUCCUUUGCAAUUUAUUAUGAUCUUUCCAGGAGUAAAAUCCCAUCUGGAUUUGACAAUCCAUUAAAGCUUCGGGUCAUUCACUGUACUGCCAUUAUUGCAUUUACUGCGGGGAAGUGUCUUGAACUGCUGGGUAUCUGCAGACAGGUUGCCUUUAUCCGCUUCCUCCAGAGUUUCUGGAAUCCAAGAGCGGAUCCCAGCCUCUCUGCCAAAGAUCUGCAUUUUGACGGGGUUCCUGUGAGGGUUUAUCAGCCCAAAGCACCAUCUGCUGGCCCAAGGAAAGGAUUAAUGUUCUUCCAUGGAGGUGCUGGGAUGGUUGGAAGCAUUGAGUUCUACCAAGUGGUCUGCAGCAAAAUUGCCAAGGAGACUGAUUCAGUGGUUGUGUCUGUUGGCUACCGCCUGGCUCCUGAGCAUCUUCCUCCCGCUCAGUACAAGGACUGCCUUGCUGCUACCAUACACUUAAUUCAAAAUGCAGCUUCCCAUGGGGUGGAUCCUUCCAAGAUCAUUGUUGGUGGGGACAGUGCUGGGGGCAAUUAUGCUACUGUUGUUGCCCAGAAACUGGUGGAGAGAUCAGACCUUCCAAAACUAUGGGCUCAAGUGCUGAUCUAUGGGAAAUUCCAGGCUAUAGACUUUAACCUGCCAUCCUAUCAGCAGAACAGCUCAAUGCCCCCCUUGUUCCGGGAAGAUGUUGCUUACUUUAUCAUGAAGUAUAUUGGAAGGGACACUUCUUUGGCAGGCCAGCUCCUGAAGGGUGCUCAUGUGCCAGAUUCAAUGAGACUGAAAUAUGGGAAGUUGGUGAGUCUAGACAACCUUCCAGAGAGAUUUAAGGUGAGAGGCUACAAACAAGUCCCACUUGCUCCUUAUGAACCUGAAGUCUAUAGGCAAUUGCGAGAGCUAUUGGAACCUGAUAUUUCUUGCCUCUUUGCUGAGGACUCUGUCAUCCAGAAGCUUCCUGAAACCCUAAUUGUGAGCUGCGAGUACGAUGUAUUACGAGAUGACGCACAGCUGUACAAGAAACAUCUGGAGGACAAUGGGGUGAAAGUCAGUUGGUUCCAUGUUGAGAAUGGGUUUCAUGGGGUGCUAAACCUCUUUGACGCAGGCCUGUUCACAUUGCCUGCUGCAGUUGAAUUGAUGGACAGGAUUGUAGACUUUGUCAAAAACUUAUGAGAGGAAAUCUCUUGAAUUUGUGGGUCUGAUAAUUUCUCAUUUUUCCAAUCUUAUAUUCAGUUCUCCACAAUUCUGUUGUCAUUUGUGGUUCUUGGGGGCAGCAGGGAGUUGCUCAUGAAAAUUCACCAGCACUUUUGUGUGAAAUUUUCCUAAUAAACACUUUUACUUUGUAUGGAGUUUUGACUAAUAUACACAUGAUUACAACCAAUUUGCUCUAAUAUAAUGCACUUCUAUAUUGUUUUCAUUAAGAUAUGAAUUUUGUAAAUGGACAAUUCACCCUUCUAUUGCAUUUUAGUACUUAUUGGUUGGCUGGAGAUCUGUACUGCUAAUGCUGUUCUAGGCUGCAUCAACUUAAGUAUAGUGUCCAGAUCAAGAGAGGUAUCAGUUCCACACCAUUUUGCCUUGACCAGACCCCACCAGGAGGACUAUGUCCAGUUCUGGGUGCCGCAAUUUAAAUAGGAUAGUGAUGAGCUGGAAUGUGUACAAACAAGGAAGACCAAGAUGAUCAAGGGUCUGGAAACCAAGCCUUAUAAGGAAUCAUUGAUGCAGUAGGAUAAGUUUAGCUUGGCGAAGAGGACAGUGAGGUGAUAUAGUAGCCAUCUUCAAAUAUAUAAGGGCUGUCACAUGGGAGAUGGAGCAAACUUGUUUUCUGCUACUUCAGAGGGUAGGACUUGAACCAAGAGAUUCAAAUGAUAAGCAAGGAGAUUCAGACUAUACAUUAGGAAUAACUUGCUAAGGGUUAGAGCUGAUUAGCAUUGAAAUGGAUUAGCUCAGAAGGCAGUGGGACUGCCUUCAUUGGAAGUUUUAUCAGCAGAAGUUUAAUGGCCACCUGUUAGGGAUUUCUGAGUGUGAUUCCUGCAUUGUAGGUGGUUGACCUAGAUGACUCCAUGGGUCCCUUUUAUCUCUUUUCAGGUAUCUGUUUUGGUUUAUUGGCCCAUAUCUAAUCCAUUAGCCCAUCCAAGGCGCAGUCUAACAUCUCCACUGCCUUUCCUAAUUUAGAUGGAACAGAGUGAUAGAGAUGGGUGUCACCCACACAUAGAUUUUUCCUCACCGUAUCUCUCCUGAUAACAACUCCCAGCAACUUGAUAGAGAUGUUUAAAUACCAUGAAACACCAGAUUCUAGUUUCAACAAUUGUAAACAGUUGUGGCAUAAAACUCUGUAUGGCACUUUCCUAUAUAUUCACCAACAAGCAUCUACCUUCAAUGAAAUCAUUUUGUCUAAAUGACACCCGCUAUCUGGAAAGGAUAGC
This is a messenger RNA of Podarcis muralis (Common wall lizard), 2604 nucleotides long. NCBI's taxonomy places the organism in Eukaryota, Metazoa, Chordata, Lepidosauria, Squamata, Lacertidae. The record is from RefSeq and is a predicted model, not a curated record.